CGACCUUUCUCCACCCAUACUUUACUACUUGUUGUGUAUAGAUACGUGGAACUCUGUUGGAACUUACGAUAUGUCUUCAGAUCCAGAUCACUCACUUACUCACUACCACCAGCCCUCUAAGCGUCGCUUCGACGAGGGCAAGAGCGAGUGCCCAACUUCACCGUCCACGGAGCCAGAAGCCUCACUACCAGAGCCAAGUCUCUUCAGCAGCCUACUCUUCAACCGUGAACGAGUUUACCGAGACAGCUCAUCGUCGGUUUUACCUGCAACAAGCGAGCGUCAAUCAAAGGCGCAAGUUGUUGAAGCGUUAGGAGACAGUAGGAAGGACGCGCGGCAGAGAUUCUCACUCGUCCAUGCACAGUGGGAAAGAGAAGGACGUUCAGGCCAGAAUAGUAUGCUGGGGAUCUUGGCACGCUUGAAGAGUAAUCAAAUGGCACCAGUGAGUAAAGGAAGGGGGAAGCCUGCAAAGAAGAUCGCAACUAAGACUAAAGCCAAGGCCAAGGUUGAAGAAGACAAGUCUCGGAAACGACCAGCCCCGCGGGUUAGCGUCCAGCGUAUCUCCAAGUCGCAGAAGACUGAAUCAAAGGCACGCGAAGAGGCAAACACGAAGAAGAAGGUUGAUGGUUUGGGCGGCGAUGCGUCAACGAGACCAUCAGUUGGCGAGCCUAUGGAGAUUGUUGAUUCUGACGAUGAUAUACCCCCAAAGACCUCCUCGCGCAGCCAACAUGACGAGCACGCAUUACCAGGCCCAUUAGCCUCAAAGACCCUAGCAUUUACUGCAGAGAGCAACGACUGGAGCUUUCAGAAGCUGGACUCGCUCUCUAGCAAGUCAGAUUGGCAACCGGGACCUUCCCGCGAGGAGACUGGGCACACGAUACAAAGAUUGCGUCAAGAGUUGGAGGCCGCGAAUUCAAAGACUGAGAGUGUUGAACGACUUCUGCAACAGCGGAUUGAUGAAAUGAAAUCGAGCCAAGUUUACUCGGAUGAUUUGGCGGCUAAGAGGUUUGCAUGUCUACAAGGCGAGCUCAAAGAGGAGCGCGAAGCACAUCGCAUUGUCAUCAAGGAGAGGGAUCAAUUACUUAGCGACGUCGACAUUAGCAGGACCCAGUACACCGAUAUGGCCGCGAAAUAUGCAGAUUUGGAGUGCCGGUAUGAUCGUGUGUCCAAGGACCAGGACGCCAUAUUGGAAGAGAAUUGCCGACUUGUGAAGGAAAACCAGACUCUGACGGCAGUCGCAGGAACGUCCACCACCCAUCGCUCAACUCUAUCACCGGCGCCUUCAUCAUCAGCAUGCUCCAACGAGGAGAAGAAGACGGAGAACAUCCGGAGAACAUACGUCAAGGUGAAGAGACGAUUCGAUCACCUCCACAAAGCCGCCAACGACCUUGCAACGUGCACAUGGUCCAUAGACGUGAGCAAUUUCGGCGAAUUCGGGCAGUACCUCAAGCAGCUAAGGACAGCGCUUGACGAGGACAGCAGUCUGGAGGGCCAGUCGUUCGUGGUGCGGGACCAGAGUCGAGACAAGGAUUAAGUUGCGCAGCGA
Cucurbitaria berberidis CBS 394.84 is the source of this 1543-nucleotide messenger RNA. RefSeq lists its product as uncharacterized. The record is from RefSeq and is a predicted model, not a curated record. The transcript has a single exon. Bases 71 to 1531 code for a protein of 486 amino acids. NCBI's taxonomy places the organism in Eukaryota, Fungi, Ascomycota, Dothideomycetes, Pleosporales, Cucurbitariaceae.